AUGAAUUUAAGCAGUCUCACAGUUGUUUUUCUGUCCUAUGUUUUUUUGUUCGUUGUUUUUUUUUUGCUAACAGGACGGAUUCUGAGGAUGAUCAAGAGGCGUGCACGUGACAACCAGCUUCAGAAAAACAAGCAACUUCUCCUGAAGCUCACAGUCAGUCUUCAUCAGCCUCUCCACCACGUGAAGGAGGGUUGGAUUGUCCAGCCCCUGGACCAUUUCAACCAACAAAAUAGCAACACCUUCCCUCAGAGGUUCUUUGUGAAUGAGGCAUACUGGCAGCAUCAUGAUGGCCCGGUGUUUCUCUACAUUGGGGGAGAAGGGCCCCUCGUUGAGUAUGAUGUUCUGACAGGUCACCAUAGUGACAUGGCUGAAGAGCACGGUGCUCUACUUCUGGCUCUGGAGCAUCGUUUCUAUGGUGACAGCAUUAACCCUGAUGGCCUCAAAACAGAGAACCUGGCAGACCUAAGCAGCCAGCAGGCACUUGCUGACCUGGCUGUAUUCCACCAGUACAUCAGCCAAAGCUUCAAUCUGACGCACAGAAACACAUGGAUCAGCUUUGGAGGCUCAUACUCUGGAGCUCUAUCAGCCUGGUUCAGAGGAAAGUUUCCCAAUCUGGUGUAUGGAGCUGUGGCCUCCUCCGCUCCAGUCAAGGCAAAGCUGGACUUUUCUGAGUAUAACAACGUUGUUGGCUUGAGCCUGUUGAAUGAGGCAGUUGGUGGCUCAGAGAAGUGUCUGUCUAAAGUGCGUGAAGCGUUUGCUGCAGUGAAAGAAGCACUGAUGAGUGGAAAUAUCAACCAGGUAGCCUCAGACUUUGGAUGCUGUCAAAUCCCCAAGGAUCCUUAUGAUCAGAUUGAGCUGAUGCAAAGCUUGGCCGACAUUUUCAUGGGAGCAGUGCAGUACAAUGAAGAGGGGGUGCUCAUGUCGAUAAAUGAGCUCUGUGGCAUAAUGACCAACAGCAGCCAGGAAUAUCAGGGUGAGAUGGAAGCCUACAACCGCCUUGUUAAACUCUCACAGAUUUACCGAUUCACCAGUAAGGAGCCGUGCUUGGACAUCUCCUAUGAGAAAUCAAUGAAGGAUCUGAUGGACACGUCAGUCCAUGCCGGCAGAAGAGGAGAGAGACAGUGGACCUACCAGACAUGCACUGAAUUCGGCUUCUACCAGACUUGUGAGGCUGCCAGUUGUCCUUUCUCUGGGAUGUUGACCCUGCAGGAUCAGACUAAGCUCUGUACCACGCUGUUUGGUAUUUCCCAGCAUUCCCUGCCUACUCGCAUCGCCUUCACAAACACUUACUACGGAGGAGACAACCCCCACACACACAGUGUCCUUUAUGUUAAUGGAGGAAUCGACCCGUGGAAGACGCUGUCGGUGGUGCAGGACGGGACUGAGGAAGGAGAGGAGGCCCAGACAGUUUUCAUUAAGGACACUGCUCACUGCGCUGACAUGUCGAGUAGAAGAGUCACAGACCGCAGCUCGCUCACGAAAGCCAGACAGGAGAUUGAAAAACACGUGGCUAACUGGCUAAAGACAGCUGCCCAGGAGAAGCUGGAGAAAGGAAUGUCCUGA
This is a messenger RNA of Pelmatolapia mariae (spotted tilapia), 1563 nucleotides long. It is a transcript of the gene prss16, whose product is annotated as serine protease 16. Gene Ontology annotation, biological process: proteolysis. Lineage: Eukaryota; Metazoa; Chordata; Actinopteri; Cichliformes; Cichlidae. The record is from RefSeq and is a predicted model, not a curated record. Gene Ontology annotation, molecular function: serine-type exopeptidase activity; dipeptidyl-peptidase activity. The transcript is spliced from 12 exons. Bases 1 to 1563 code for a protein of 520 amino acids. Gene Ontology annotation, cellular component: lysosome; endosome.